AUGUCUGUUUUUCAGGGUGUAAGUUAUCCAUUACGUGACUGGGUCGAUCGAGAUGGGGGGUACUUCAUUUUGAACGAACGCAUCGGUGAUAUCGCGGAUCAAGUCGUGAAAGUGAGAAAGCAGCUUCGAUCCAUCACGUCAACCUCUGUUAAGUGUGUCGAUCAAAGCCCAUGCUAUCCAGGCUUAUUAUUUUUCGAUCUUGACCCCGUGGACCGUCCCACUGAUAGAGCCGUGGAGGAGUACACUGAAUGGCUUGUGUCGAUAGUCGAUAAGGAUACCCUUAAAGCUGCAUGCCGAUAA
Molecule: messenger RNA, 300 nt
Organism: Penicillium daleae
Lineage: Eukaryota; Fungi; Ascomycota; Eurotiomycetes; Eurotiales; Aspergillaceae
Exons: 3
Coding region: 1-300 (99 amino acids)
Source: RefSeq, a predicted model, not a curated record